AUGACAAGUAUCGUGAAAGCUGAACGGCUGACAUGCCUCGAAUUGUUCCAUAACAACCAAUCUGUCAACUAUGCGGGAUGUUCGGUGAACUUUGACAAGUCCUUAUGCUGGAGCAAGGCUGGGUAUAAUCAGCUAGCCAAAAGGUACUGCCCGUUCACCUUUUGCUCUUCAAAACCUGGAUGCGAGGAUAUUCAAACGAGGUAUAUGGUCUCGAGAAAGUGCAACGAACUCGGCGUCUGGGAAGAAUCCAAUUACUCGCAAUGUAUUAAAGUGGUUGAAGAGCAUUCGCAAUGCAUUCAAGGAUUCUGCAGAUUGUGUCCUGAUAUGCUCCGAGAUGUCGUCAUAUCGGUAUCGCUGACCUUGUCAAUUAUAUCAGUCAUUCUUCUUGUCGCGGCGAUUAUUCUAUUCUCUGUGUUUGAUUCAAUACAGUGUCGGCGACUAUCAAUACACAAAAAUCUGGCAACAGCAUUCGUUUUUCGAUUUGCGGUUCUUGCGAUAUGGACAAUUGUGCAAUCGACAAAUUUGUUUCACGAUUGCACUUCGUUUCAUCCAGCGCCUUUAUGGCAAUUUGAAUGGAUAUGCAAAUUGAUCCUCUGGCUCGUUAUAUACUUCCAAGUUGCGUCUGUUAUGUGGAUGCUCAUUGAAGGAGCAUUUUUGUACAGCCGGUUUACUGUAUUUGCGAUGAGGCAUAGCGACGCCCGUUGGUGGAAAUAUUUGGCUUGCGGAUGGGGAAUUCCGUUUAUAAUUGUGAGCGCUUGGACGAUUGUUCAUGAGUAUAAAUCGUCACAACUCUCUAAUUCAUUCUGCUGGUUACCGUACGCUCAAGGACCACAUUUAUGGAUUUUGUCUGGGGCGAUGGGAACAGUUUUGAUUAUGAAUCUUAUCUUCUUGCUUAUGAUUGUGGUAAUUCUUGUGCAAAAAUUGCGGACUGAAAACUCGGCAGAGUCGAAAAAAAUUUGGCGCACAAUCAAGGCUACCUUAUUACUUGUUCCAUUGCUCGGCGUUUCCAAUAUUCCGCUAUUUUACGAGCCCGAGCAUCCGAGCUCGGUUUACAUGCUCGCUUCAGCCAUCCUCCAGCACAGUCAAGGGAUUUUCAUUGCUGUUCUUUACUGCUUCCUGAACAGCGAGAUUCAAGAAGCAGUGAAGCGUCAGCUCUCAAAAGUUCCAAUCGAGUUCUUCAAACCACGAAAUCGCUUCGAGACCGAGAGAACGUAUGUGCCGGAGAAUCGAAAUGUGCCAUCAAAGAACGGUGUACCAAUGGGUGAACUAAACGGCACCAAAAAGAAUACUACGGAUAGCAAUGACUCGAAUGGACCGAUGAAUUCUGACAAUCAAAUCUACUCGGUGACUGCCAAAUCGGAAGAGAGCCUUUAA
This is a messenger RNA of Caenorhabditis bovis, 1374 nucleotides long. The record is from the annotation of a GenBank genome assembly. NCBI's taxonomy places the organism in Eukaryota, Metazoa, Nematoda, Chromadorea, Rhabditida, Rhabditidae.